AUCAGUUGAGUACAACGGUUGACUGAAAAGCUGCUGAACGCUCCGUGAUACUCAACGUGUUUACUGAGGACGCCAUUUUUUCCAUCAUAUUUUAAGUCGGCUACCUGAGCUCAAGUUGAGCUCAACACUCAACACUCAACACUCAAGCUGAGUAUUGUAAAACUAGUGUAUGUACAUAGAACUUAAACACUGUGAAUAUAUUCGAUGUUACCUGAUUCACACGCUGUUUAACCUCACGAAACUCUACGUAAUAUUCGUUAUAACUUGCGAAAUAUGUCGAUUCUUAAUACAUUACAUCGAAUUGGAACGCUGGCGCGAGCGAGUUUAUCUCAUAAACUCGAUCCAGCAAGAGCUAUCACAUUUUCGGUUGCACGUUGUUCUGAUAAUACAGAAGAAGGAAAUAUAGCUGAAGCUGAGAAUCCAGAUGCUCCCAAAGUUGCCCUUAGACCAAUUGUUUCAGUAGAAACAAGCAUCAACUAUAUGAAUAGUGAUGCUUAUAAAAAAACAUACGGAGAUGAUCCAGUGUGGAAAUUAUAUAGAAGAAAUCACAAAGGAGCGUUUCCACCAAAAAAGACUCGAAAGACUUGCAUAAGAGCCGGUGUAAUCUCUACUGGAAGUCCUUGUCCCAUAUGUAGAGAUGAAUAUCUCGUACUUGAUUAUAGAAACAUCAAACUGCUUGAACAGUUUAUCAACAAAUAUAACGGCGAUGUUAUAAGUUAUACAAAGACAAAUAUUUGUCAAAAGAGGCACAAAGAACUUUUAAUUGCAUUACUCAGAGCUAAGGAUUAUGGGACUAUCACGUUUGAUGUCCCUAUAAGACAAUAUAAUUACUCAGAUUGGAAACCAGCAAAGAAUAAUUAGUUUUUAUUAUCGCUGUAA
This is a messenger RNA of Linepithema humile (Argentine ant), 879 nucleotides long. NCBI's taxonomy places the organism in Eukaryota, Metazoa, Arthropoda, Insecta, Hymenoptera, Formicidae. The record is from RefSeq and is a predicted model, not a curated record.